Molecule: messenger RNA, 1437 nt
Organism: Alternaria burnsii
Lineage: Eukaryota; Fungi; Ascomycota; Dothideomycetes; Pleosporales; Pleosporaceae
Product: ammonium transporter
Exons: 4
Coding region: 1-1437 (478 amino acids)
Biological process (GO): ammonium transmembrane transport
Cellular component (GO): plasma membrane
Molecular function (GO): ammonium channel activity
Source: RefSeq, a predicted model, not a curated record
AUGGAGGUACCACCCACUCCUGAGUUCGACCCGGCCAAGCCCAAUGGCGGCAACCCAGAUAUCGAAAAUGUCAACCUUCAGUACACUGGCCUGGAGUUCCACUACAUCUACCUUAUGAUCAUGGCUUUCCUUGUGUUUUUGAUUAUACCUGGAAUCGGUUUUCUUUACUCCGGUCUUGCUCGCCGCAAGUCGGCACUUUCUAUGCUCUUCCAGUCGUUCGCGGUCAUGGGAGUAGUUACAUUCCAGUGGAUGUUCUGGGGUUAUUCGCUCGCAUACUCUCGCUCGGCCAGUCCCUUCAUUGGCAACAUGGACAACUUCGGGUUAAAGAAUGUUAUGUCAGCACCCUCGCCGGGCUCCUCAUUUCUACCUGAGAUCGUGUUCUGCCUUUACCAGAUGCUUUUUUGUGCGUGUACUGUACAGCUUGUUAUUGGUGGAUCUUUUGAACGCGGUCGCAUCCUGCCGUCAAUGGUCUUCGCCUUCUGCUGGGCAACUAUCGUGUACUGCCCAAUCGCUUGCUGGACCUGGAAUGCAAAUGGUUGGCUUUUCAACCUCCCCUCUCUAGACUUCGCAGGUGGCGGCCCCGUUCACAUUGCAUCCGGCUGGUCUGCCCUCGCCUACGCCUUCGUCCUCGGCAAACGCCUUCACAAGGGCGACAAGAUUCACGGAAAAGCUCAUAAUCCUACACUCGUCUUCAUCGGCACUGUCUUCAUCUGGUUUGGCUGGUUCGGCUUCAACGGAGGUAGUGCUCUUAACGGCACCGUGCGCUCGAUGUUGGCUGCCUUCAACACCAACACUGCGGCCUCCUUCGGAGUUCUCGGUUGGGUGUCGGUUGAGUACGUCCGUACCAAAGGUCACUUCUCCGUGGUCGGUGCUUGUUCUGGAGCUAUCGCUGGUCUUGUCGGCAUUACUCCUGCUGCAGGUUAUGUCUCUGUGUGGAUAGCCGCCCUCAUCGGUUUUCUCACUGCUGCGAUUUGCUCUCUUUGCCAGAAUGUCGAUAAGUGGAUCAAGAUCGACGAAGGCAUGGAUGUCUUCAAGCUCCACGGAAUUGGUGGCAUGGUUGGCUCCUUCCUCACUGGUAUUUUCGGCCAAGCCUGGAUCUACGACCUGGAUGGUAUGGGUCCGUAUGACGGCCUCGGAGGCAUGGAUGGUGUAGGUGUGCAGAUCGGUCGACAACUGGCUGAGAUUGUCGCCAUCGCCUCCUAUUCUUUCGUCGUCUCUUGUAUUCUCUUGUACAUCUUGAAGUUCAUUCCUGGCAUGCAUCUCCGCGUCACCUCAGAGGCUGAGAUGAUGGGCCUGGAUCUCGACCAGUUUGGCGAUGAGCAGAUCGGUGAUUGGAGUCUCAUGGAGCAGAAUCACUACGAGGCGAACGUCAGUAGCUCGAGCAGCCAACAUGUUCCCACAUCGGUUCCUGCGGCGGCAGUCGGCAAGCAAGCGUAG